Nematolebias whitei (Rio pearlfish) is the source of this 1998-nucleotide messenger RNA. RefSeq names its product tumor protein p53 inducible nuclear protein 1 (gene tp53inp1). The record is from RefSeq and is a predicted model, not a curated record. The transcript is spliced from 4 exons. Gene Ontology annotation, biological process: autophagosome assembly; positive regulation of DNA-templated transcription. NCBI's taxonomy places the organism in Eukaryota, Metazoa, Chordata, Actinopteri, Cyprinodontiformes, Rivulidae. Gene Ontology annotation, cellular component: nucleus; autophagosome. Bases 258 to 1118 code for a protein of 286 amino acids.
CUCCUCUUGCCGCAGGACUCGUAUUUUUUUUGUAUUUUUGCACUUGUGGAGCCCUGACGUUGUUGAUGUCCAGCAUGUUUCUGCUGACCCUCAGAUGAUCUGUGACCACAUCUUACUGAUGCACUUUAGCACCUUUCUGGAGCCUUCCGCCCACGGUGUGGCCUGCAGCUGAUGACCAAAACGACCGCCACGUUUCCCCGCCGUCGCUCCAAGCCACGCGCCGCCCUCAGCCUCACGCGCCUUCAGGACGUCCCGGGAUGUUCCACAGGUUUGCCAGUGCUCUGUUCGGGGACGACGCGGGAGAGCUGAGCCGAGGCAGCAGGUCCGGAGACGGCAAGGACGAAGAGGAAGACGACGAAGACUGGAUCCUGGUCAACUACCUGGCUGAAGCCUGUUCCGCUCAGUGUGCUGACGUCCUCUCUGCAUCCUCCAUCAAUCCUGAUGAUGAUAAAGAGGAGGAAGAGGAGGACCUGGUGAUGAUCCCCUCUCCUAUAGCCAGCCCUGCUAUACGCUACCCCUCCUGCACCUCCCUCAACUCCACAGCUGACACCGACCCAGACGGCGGGGCAGAGGAGGACGAAGACGUGGAUGAUGAGGAGGGCGGCUUCCAGGAUCUGGAGGGCUGCUCGAUGGAAGAGAGCUGGUUCAUCACCCCUCCGCCCUGCUUCACUGGCCACAGCAACCAACCAAUCCUCCUGGAAACCAGCCCCCUGGAGAACCUGUUGAUCGAACACCCCAGCAUGUCCGUCUACGCCCAUCACAUCCCCCCGCGACUGGCUCUCGACCCCCUCCCACGACGCUCGAUGCUCCAACCAGAACUGGACUUUUUGUCUACCAACCUGACGGCCUCAGGAGGAAAGGACAAGACGAGACUCAUAGAAGGAGCUCGGCACAGGCCGGAGGUGUCAGUUGUGCAGCACCGCUCCAGCCUCCACUCCACCUGCUACACCGCAGCGCUCUCUGAUCCCACCCGCCUUCUGCAGCAGCGAGCAGGUAACGCCACCCAACGCGCCCAGUCCCUGUCCCGUAAGGCCCUGCGCCGCCUCAACCUGCUGCGACCCCCGAAGCCUGGCAUCGUGCACCUGCACCAACCCACCCAGAGGCACCUCAACUUCUGAAAGGUCCUGAUUUUACCGUCAUCAUCAUCAUCACCCUCAGCACAGAUUGGGAAUUGUAACACUGGCCUUUCACAAACACUCACCUCGUGCUCUCGAUUUAUCAAGAAACAAACACCAGCAGCCAGAUCAUCCGCCACAGACGACCGUCCAGAUCUGUCCCGAACAGGAACUGUGGCUUUUUUUUUCUUCUGUAUCAGGUUUAAAGGCCAGUGAACAUUAUCAUCCUGCCUUUCAUCCAUCCUUUCUUUUAAAAUUUGCUACGAAGAAGGGAUGCGAAAAAAAGUAAUGAUGUACACCCACUCCCUCUUUAUGUCCAAUCACAGAGUAAGACGUGUCAUGUGACUCAUGACCUCUCACUCGUACCUUUUCUUUAGUUGUUCCGUACCAACGUGUUAGAAUCGACGCUGUAGGUCACUUUAUUCAGAGGCAGGUUCAUGGCGCAGCAGGACGGUCCAGUGGUGUCAUUUCAGAUUGAUGGUUGUCUAACUGAGCAGCUUGAUAAGGCAGUUGAGGCGUUAUUACUUUGAAUAUGAACAGAAAAAACUGUGGAAGGUGCUUCAGCUUCCUCAGUGCAGGACUGUCGUGACGAAGGCUUUAAGCUUUAGAAAAGUGCCAAUAUCUGCUGGUUGGACAUGCGUGGUGCUGUAGGUGGAAAUCAAAAUCUUAAAAGAGAGGAGCUUGCCUUUAAUCUUCAGACAAUAAUCAUUGUUCAUUUUGCUUUUUGUUUUGGACGAGUUCAUGCAUUUCACAAAAGGGCGGGGUACGUUUACGGUUUAAGAUGUUAAAAGGACAGCUUUUCAUGUCUGAAACACUUUUAAAGUGCAAUACUCUGCCUCGCUGCCCAACAUCAAUCCAGAUGUUCAGAUGCUGCAUCACAAGC